Messenger RNA from Nomascus leucogenys (northern white-cheeked gibbon), 5810 nucleotides. RefSeq names its product CCR4-NOT transcription complex subunit 6 (gene CNOT6). Gene Ontology annotation, cellular component: CCR4-NOT complex; nucleus; cytoplasm. Gene Ontology annotation, biological process: nuclear-transcribed mRNA poly(A) tail shortening. Gene Ontology annotation, molecular function: protein binding; poly(A)-specific ribonuclease activity. NCBI's taxonomy places the organism in Eukaryota, Metazoa, Chordata, Mammalia, Primates, Hylobatidae. The record is from RefSeq and is a predicted model, not a curated record.
UGGAGUGCCGGCGGCGGUCCGGGCGCUCGCUGGCUGAGGGACGGCGGCCGCCGCCAUGAUGCUUGUUUGCUUUCAAUGAAAACGAGGGGGGCGCGGAGGAGGAGGCGUCGGCGUCGGUGGCGGCGGCGACGGCGGCGCGGAGGCGAAGGCAGCGGCGGGCGCAGCGAGGAGGGCGAGGCCGGGGGCCGAGAGGGCGGGAGGGCGUAGUGGCGGCCCGUCGGGGCGGCUGAGGCGGGCAGCUGAAGCAGUGGCUCUUGGAGGGGGAACAAAGAGCAGCGACUAAGGCGGCAGAGGAGCGGCGGCGGUGGCGGCGCUGCAGCAGCGGGCGGGACUGGUAUGGUGGUUCCACAGGUCAGACCCCGCUGCACUCACAGGGAGGAGGAGGCGGCAGCGGCGGAGGAAGGCGGCGCACCCCGAGAGGCAUGCCCAAAGAAAAAUACGAGCCCCCUGACCCUCGGAGGAUGUAUACAAUUAUGUCUUCUGAGGAAGCAGCAAAUGGAAAGAAAUCCCAUUGGGCAGAGCUUGAAAUCAGUGGAAAAGUAAGAAGCUUAAGCGCAUCUUUGUGGUCACUAACUCACCUGACAGCUUUGCAUUUGAGUGACAAUUCCCUCUCCCGAAUUCCUUCAGACAUUGCCAAGCUUCACAAUCUGGUGUAUUUGGACCUGUCAUCUAACAAAAUUCGUAGCUUACCCGCAGAACUCGGAAACAUGGUAUCACUCAGGGAGCUCCAUUUAAAUAACAACCUGUUACGAGUUCUACCUUUUGAGCUGGGAAAACUGUUUCAGUUGCAGACUUUAGGCCUGAAAGGAAAUCCCCUUACCCAGGAUAUAUUGAACCUUUAUCAGGAACCAGAUGGAACAAGACGGCUGCUGAACUAUUUGCUUGAUAAUUUGUCAGGUACUGCAAAAAGAAUUACAACAGAACAACCACCUCCAAGGUCUUGGAUUAUGUUGCAAGAACCAGAUAGGACAAGGCCAACUGCCUUGUUUUCUGUCAUGUGCUAUAAUGUUCUUUGUGAUAAAUAUGCGACCCGGCAGUUAUACGGCUACUGUCCAUCAUGGGCGCUAAACUGGGACUACAGGAAAAAGGCCAUUAUUCAAGAAAUCUUGAGCUGCAAUGCUGAUAUCGUAAGUCUUCAGGAGGUUGAAACGGAACAGUAUUACAGUUUUUUUCUGGUAGAACUGAAAGAACGUGGCUAUAAUGGAUUCUUCAGUCCUAAGUCUAGAGCUAGGACAAUGUCGGAACAAGAAAGGAAACAUGUUGAUGGCUGUGCAAUAUUCUUCAAGACAGAAAAAUUUACUUUGAUUCAGAAACACACUGUUGAAUUUAAUCAGCUAGCCAUGGCAAAUUCUGAGGGGUCUGAAGCUAUGCUGAACAGAGUCAUGACAAAAGAUAACAUUGGGGUUGCAGUACUGCUAGAACUUCGGAAGGAAUCGAUUGAAAUGCCGUCUGGAAAGCCACAUCUUGGAACAGAAAAACAACUUAUUCUUGUGGCUAAUGCCCACAUGCAUUGGGACCCUGAGUACUCUGAUGUGAAGUUGGUACAAACUAUGAUGUUCCUCUCAGAAGUGAAGAACAUUAUUGAUAAAGCCUCUCGCAACCUCAAAUCCAAUGUUUUGGGAGAAUUUGGAACUAUUCCACUUGUGUUAUGUGCAGAUCUUAAUUCUUUGCCAGACUCUGGUGUUGUAGAAUAUUUGAGCACAGGUGGAGUAGAAACAAAUCACAAAGACUUUAAGGAGUUGAGAUAUAAUGAAAGUCUCACAAACUUCAGCUGUCAUGGGAAGAAUGGAACCACCAAUGGAAGGAUCACUCAUGGUUUCAAGUUACAGAGUGCCUAUGAGAGUGGCCUGAUGCCUUACACGAAUUACACAUUUGAUUUCAAGGGUAUAAUCGACUACAUUUUCUAUUCUAAACCUCAGCUGAACACCUUAGGCAUCCUGGGCCCUCUGGACCACCACUGGCUGGUUGAGAAUAACAUCAGUGGCUGCCCGCACCCCCUCAUCCCCUCUGACCACUUCUCACUUUUUGCACAACUGGAGCUCUUACUGCCUUUCCUGCCCCAAGUCAACGGCAUCCACCUUCCUGGCAGGAGGUAGUCAAGCACCUUCAGAGGACAGCCUUGAUUCACUUGUAAACUUGUGAAAAUCUGAACAUAGGGGAGUGAGGUAUGGCCACUGAGGAUUUUUGUUUGCUGAAGAAUGAUUUGGAUUUUCAAUCUGAUUAUUUGAUAAGGAUAUAGUAUGAAAGCCAGGUGCUAGCAACAGACAAAUUCUGAGCCCAAUAUGCUUUAUACUGCUAGACAGGGAUUGGUGUGUUUGCACCUAUCUUUAAUUUGUUAUAAGAAAUUUUCCUAUUUCUUCUAUCCAAUAUAAUAUUUUCAUGCCUUGAAAUAGGAAAAUGUUUGAACAGCGUAUUCUCUUUGCACAGAAAUCUGUAGCACUACUUUUUUGAGGCCAGUAGUAACAUCCAGAGACCAUUCUUCCAUACUUUACUCCCUCCUUUUUCAGACUUGUUUGUAAAAUAUAGAAUCUGAAUUUAGCCUUUAUGAUUGUAUAUGAUCCACAGAAGACCUGAUUUAUGAAAUUUUGUACUAAAAAAAAAUCAUUUGGAAAUGAUUGUAUUGUAAACUAAGGCUAAAUUUUUUUUUAAAACCUGUUUCAUGUGUUAUAAAGGCCAGCUUGUAAAAGAAGCUGCAACAGACUUUCUCUGCUCAUGAUUUGCACUCUUAGGGUUUUGUUAGCCCUUUUGUACUACUUUAUUUUUAAAUUGAGAACAUGGUUCUUUACAUAGAAAUCUGCUUCAACCUUAGGAUGUUUUCAGACCAGAGGCAACUUAUUCAUGAAUUUUUAUGAAAACUAUCUACUAGGACAGAUAAGCUGAACAGUGAUGAUCUGUAGCCAUUUAUGGACUGAAUGUAAUGGUUGAUAUAUGUACAUUCUGAUAUUUUUAAAUCUUUAACUUUUUUAAGUUAAAAAACUACAGCUGCUUAGGUACAGCUUCUUAACUCUUUUUGAGACACUUCCUGUCCUAUCUCCACUGUGCCUGCCUAAAUUUGUUCUCACCAAGCACUGCCUGUGCAUGCAGAGAAAAUCUGUGCAUCCUCUUUUAUAUUUUAAAAAUACUGUUUAACAUUUGUGAGAAUUUUAUGAAAAUGCUUUUGUAUGAGCUGUGGCUUUUUCCCAUUGUGAAGCAUUGAAUAUCACAUUUUGGAACAUGUUAUAGGGUGAGUCCCUGGAUCUUUGCUCACCAGAUCCAAGCACUGCUUCUCAGUGUCAUUGCAGUGUGCUGCUUGUCACCCAGAAUACUACUAUCAUGUGAAUUCUUUUUGUUGUCAGUGUAUUCCUUAGUCUUUUUGUUGUUGUUGUUGUUGUUUUAAUCAUUCCUUUUUUAAGAAGUAAUUUUCCAUUUAUGAAGCAGUAUGAAUUAGAUGUAUUUUCAAAACAGGUCCCUAAGACAAUUCUUUAGAUCAUUUUUUAAUAUGUCAAGCAAGAGAAAAAUUACAUCAUACCGUCUAUUUUGCCCGUAGUGCCAUUUAGAGAUGAAAACCAGCUUUAACUUCGCAAAGUGAACGUGUACAUGGUCUGUUCUCGUUUAUUCAUUCUUCUCUCAAAAGUCAAAUGAAUUCAGAGGGAGCUUGGUCAAACUGCUUUUGUUUCAACUGCAGGCAGGGGAGCAAAAGGACGCCAUUGGAGCAAUGGGAAAAAAAAUAUUGACUCUUACUAACAAUUUUUAUACAGAGAAUGAGUCAUUUUGGAAAUGAUUCUUUUUUUUUUUUCCUUUUAGAAAACUCUCCAAAAGGUUUUGAUGUUGAAUCUUUGUCUUGGACCUGUUUUUUCCUUUGAGGGUUUUUUGUUUUUUCUAGGAUUUCAUAGUGAUGUUUUGGUUUUGUUUUUUGCUUUUUGUUUAAGUUGUGCUGACACCAAACACAUCCAUUUAUUAUCAGUACAUUGGAAAGCUGGUAUUGAUGUAGAACCAGUGCAUAACUUUCUAUGGGGUUUUGUUAUUGGUUUUUUUGUAAAGUGUGAAUAAAAGGUAUGUUUACUCGUUUUUCCUGAACACUGUGCAUCAUGACAAUUUCCAGUGAAGGUGAGCUGGAGCUGGUUGGACUCAUGAGACUGAGGAAGCAGCUUUUCCUACGAUCUGCAUUAUGUGAUCACAGGUCCAGAGAGCUUCAUGGAAGCGGGAGAGGAGGAGCACUUACUCAUUUCGUAUUUGUUAACGGAGGAUGUCAUCUUUUCAUAGAUGCUGGAACUAGAGUGCACUUGUUAGAUGCUAAAGGUUUGAGCUUUACACAAAAUGUAUUCAUCUGUAUUAUUGUCUACAAUAUAUUUGAAUUUGGGGCAGCAUAUUAAGAUAUAAUGGCCUGUUAUGUCUUGAAAAUACUUGUUUUGCCUCUUCCAGGCAUACUGCAUUCUGUGGAUCAGUUUGAACAGCUUCUCCACCUUAUUUGGACAGCGAUAAAUUGAACCAAGAGUGUAGAUUUACAAGUGUAACCUUCAGAAGAGGAAGAAAUAUUUGGGGUCUGUACAGUCACACCAAAAUAGGCUAUGAUGCUUUUGUCAAGAAAGGUUUCAUGUUUUAGAUACUUUCUGUGUCCUAAAUAAUUUUCAAUCAUCUAUACUCCCUAAAAUGCAAUAAAAACUAGUAUGUUUUCACGGUGUAUAUUUUUUUUUCAAAAAUUCUGUAACAAAUAUAUUUAAUGUGUUGCCAUAAUGUAAUUUCAGUGUUUUUGCUGGCUAAAUCCAUUUUAGAAAUGUUUUACAAAAAGUUUAGGGCAUGUUUUCUGUUUUAAAGAUCAGAAGUUUGAGGGCACUCAAGUCCUUGUUGCAAAUCUCUUGAAGUACAGCUUUACCAUAUUGGUGGCAAUUAUUUAUACUUUGAGAAUUUAAAUAUUGUUCGUCAGAUUAACUUAUGGCAUAAUUUAAGCUAAAGUUGUAGAAAUGAAUUGUUGAGUGCAACUUUAAUAGUCCCAAAGAUAGGCAGAGAACAUCUCCAAAAAUGUGGGGGUUUUUUGUGCGUGUGUGUGUGUGUGUGUGUUUUUAAUAUGAUUUAGUGACAACCAGGAAAACUUACUUGGGGUUAUUAGCACUUUCAAACUUAGGGACAUUAUUAAAUUGGAUGGAAUGCACUUCUAAAUGUUUAAAUUAAAAUUUCAAAGCUCUUUUGAGAUUCAAGUUCUCAAUAAUAGUAUUCAAGUUUUAGAUUUUCACUUUGUACUAUUUAAAUUUAUGGAACUAGUUUCCAUACUGACUUCUAAGGUUUUGAGGUCAUAUAUAAGGACUAAAGCCAAGCUAGGCAAAACAAUUACAGCAUUGUUUUUAAUAAAGCUAUCCGAAUAUCCGGUACAAAUGUUUCAGAUAAUUCCAAGAACUCCUUUAGCAGAUGUUCUUCACCAUUCAUAAACAGUAUUUUAAGAUGUUCACUUUGCUCUUCUUUUUGGUUACAUAAAUUUUAAUAACUGGUAUGUUGAAGUAGUGUUUAAAAUAUCUAGUCUUUAUUCACAGUACAUUAUAUUGUGUAAUGCACUGGACUAACUCUUGUUUACCAUUCAUGUAACAAAACCCAGCACAUUAUCUGCACUAUAAGCGCAAAGAAUGUCACAUCCGCCCAGGCAGCUCUUUGAUGAGGGUGAUGGGAACUGAAUAAACCAUAUGGACUGGCGGUAACAAGGGCUUUUACUGUUCUGUUCAGUGGAACCUUCUUGGUCAAACUGUAAUUAGCUAGUAUUAUAUUUAUAUACAGGGUCUUUUUUCUUUACCGAUGUAUUUUCCUACUCAUAGCCAACCAAUAAAUUCAGUAUCUGUUUCAAA